ACGAUGAAGUUUCACACAUGAAAAAGGUAUUGGCUACGCGUUUUAUUCUUCACCGAACACUCCAAUCUCUAUAUAACUUUCAGGUCCUUCACUAAUCACUACCAAAGAAAAAAAGGUUCAUAUAGAAAGAAAGAAAAAUAAAAUGGAGGUCAAACAAAGAGCCUUGGAGUCACCGAAGAUGGCAACAAAAGCGGAUGGUGAGGAGAAGACAAAUAAGGAUGAUAUGAUGAUUAAAGGGCAUAUCAAAAUCACUGAGGGUUUAAGAAAAGCUAAGACGACAAGAGAUGAUCAAUCUUCUAAGAGCUUGACAUCAUCAUCAUAUAUUAUGAAAAUCAAGAUUGGAAAUUACAAAAACUCGAUACAAAGAUCAGAAAACACUAAAAAGAUGGAAAAUCACCCAAAGAACAAGAUGGUGAUCAUGAAUCCGAAACAAAACACAGAAGAGAGUACCAAUCUUGAUAAGAUGAAGAAGAAGAAGGUGUGGGAUUGCGAAAGUACACUCUAUGACUCGUUCGAGCUCAACUCUUUCAAUCGCCAACUCGACUCAGCCAUCUCCUCCUCAGCUAGAUCCAUGUCCAUGCCACACCUCUCUCCUACUCCUCCUCCACCGUCAGAAACAACGUCUUCUUUAACCAAGAAACAACAAUCCCCUACCAAGAAGAUCUCACGUUCUCUGGGGAAACUCAUUAAGUCAAUGUUGAGACAGAAACAAUCAAAUGCUUCGUUUAAGGCAGGUCACGACGAAGUAGACAUGGACAAAUACUACGUUGUUUUCGAUAAGACGGGCUCGCUUACGACGAUCCCCGAGUCAGGAGAGUCAACAGAGAUGGUUGGCUCAGAGAUCAACUCGCUUGUUAGAAAAACAACGUCCGAGCGAAUCCCGCUGAGUCGGCUUGUUGGUAUAUCAUGUUCUUAAUUAUUUUUAUAUGACUAUAAAUAAUACUAUACCGUAGUUAAGUCACCAAAUAUUAAUAUGAAGAUAUUAGUGUAUAGAUUAAAAUAGCCUUUAAAUAAAUAACUAUUAUGGCGGGGAUGUGCCUUUAGUCAA
Molecule: messenger RNA, 1048 nt
Organism: Arabidopsis lyrata subsp. lyrata
Lineage: Eukaryota; Viridiplantae; Streptophyta; Magnoliopsida; Brassicales; Brassicaceae
Exons: 2
Coding region: 143-916 (257 amino acids)
Source: RefSeq, a predicted model, not a curated record